Molecule: messenger RNA, 2220 nt
Organism: Crotalus tigris (Tiger rattlesnake)
Lineage: Eukaryota; Metazoa; Chordata; Lepidosauria; Squamata; Viperidae
Gene: CGRRF1
Product: cell growth regulator with ring finger domain 1
Exons: 7
Coding region: 145-1161 (338 amino acids)
Biological process (GO): negative regulation of cell growth
Source: RefSeq, a predicted model, not a curated record
AGGAGGAAGUGGCAAGCCGGGAGGCGCAGCUUCCCGAUUUCUUGGCGGGCAUGCGCCUCCUUCGCACAUGCGCUCCUAGAUGAAAACAAAAGGGCAGUGGGGUUUGGAGCGGGAGCGUCUCUCCUCUCUCUUUUUUGUUACGUGAUGGCUGCUGCAUUGUUGGUGACGCUGUACGAGUAUUCUCCGCUGUUCUACAUUGCCUUGGUGUUCAUCUGCUUCUUGGUGACCAGCGGCCUGAUCAUGGGCUGGUUUGGAUGGGAUGUUCCUGUGAUUCUGAGGAAUUCAGAAGAAACUGAAUCAGUUGUGAAAGUGUCUCAGAAACAGAUGCAGCAAGUGAAAAAUCCAUUCAGUUUAGAAAUCAAAAACCCAGAAAUCACUUCAGCUUCAAAUGGCAUUACUCUGGUAUCUAAUUGCUUGGAAGACUGUCUCCUUACAUGCUAUUGGGGCUGCAGCGUGCAAAAGGUUCAUGAUGCUCUGCAGAAACAUGCUUACAGCUUUCGAAUAAAAACUCCCCAGUCUUUUGAGGAUGCAAUGUGUCAUGAGUAUCUCUAUUGUCAACAGUAUUGCAUAAAGAAGGCAGAAAAAGAGGAAAAGCAUAGCCGAUUACCAGAAGUGACAAAAAUCCAUGAUUUUGGUCUAGUGCCUAGAUCUCGAUACCCACUAGUGGUACUGUUAACCCUUGCUGAUGAAGGCAACAGAGAAAUCUAUGACAUUAUUUCAAUGGUAUCAAUAAUACAUAUUCCAGAUGCCAGUUAUAGGCUUUCCUGCCGGAUACUGUAUCAGUAUCUCCUUUUGGCCCAAGGUCAAUUUCAUGAUCUAAAGCAACUGUUCAUGUCUGCCAACAGCAAUGCAUCCUCUCUAAAUGACUCUUUCUCCAGUGAAAGGACUGAAGACCACGUCCUGCUUGAAAAGACCGAGUCAGAAGUACUAGAGGAGAGCAGGAAGGACUGCAUCGUCUGCCAAAAUCGAGCAGUCAAUUGGGUGCUUCUUCCUUGCCGACACACCUGCCUAUGCGAUGAAUGCAAGUAUGGCAUUGAGUGUGAAUUGUCUUCCCCCCACAAAAGGAUGUCUACAAGAUGCAUAUUCAAGCAAAUAUUCAUUGAACCGCAAAUCAGUUUCCUCUUGUCUUGUUCUUGGACACUAAAAUUUCAUUUGCCUUAGGCAGUUUUAGACAUGACGUGGGUGAUGUCAUGAAAGGCUGAUGUGGUCCAAACUCAAUGUGAUGUAAAUUAGUCUUUUGACAAAGGAGAGUUCAUUUGAAGACUGUUAUGUCUUUGAGUAGAAAUGUUUUGCGUAGAUCUUGCCUCCUGUCCAGGAUAUCACUUCUUGUCAGCAAGUGUUGUCAGCGUUUGGACACCUCACUCUGACCUAUCCAAAUUCCAGACAUAAUUUUAGCCCCUGUAGCAAUUGUAUGGUUUAGUUGAAAUUAGAAGGUGUCUGCUGCAUUCAGGCAUACAUCAUGCAUAGCCAUAAUUUCAUUAUCUGUUUUUGGUUGAGAAUGUAGCCGGUUCUGGUUUAUUAAAACAAAAGAUGGGUUACAAUAUUUUCUUUAAUGUGUGAAUCUAAACAAUGACUACAUUUCCUACCUCAGAUAGAAUUAUAAUCAGCAUUGUCACCCUUUAGGGUCAUGUUAGUAACAUGGAACACUAAGCCCUGUUGAAUGAGAAGAUGGGCAGCCAAUACAUUUUACUAAUAAAUAAACAUACAAACAAACAUUAGGUUCUCUGCAUUCAGAGCAUCAAAAGUGAAUAUGGAAAAAAAAUAUUACUUUCCAACUUUUUCUUUUCCAUCUAUAAAACUUACAUAAUUCAGCCAUUAUGGAUUCACACAGCUUGCUGUGGUGUGCCAAACUAUCAAGUUGUUGCUUAUUCAGUAAGCAGUAGCUUAAUGUAAUGGUCAGCAAUCACUUCAGGUGCCAGAUAUUACCACUAUCUUAAAUUAUGGCACAGCCCACUCCGUACCUUACACUGAAGUAUUAUACAGCCUUGCUAUCUCAUUCAGAAGAAUUUGUGAGAUUUUUGUAUUCACACCUAAAAUUUCCAAAUAUGUCGAUUUUAAAAAAUAAUGUUGGGAUACCUCUGCUGAUCUGUGGCUGACCACAAUGAGAUUACCUCUCUUUCACUUCAUUCCAAAAUCUCAGUGAGAAAAAUUAUUAUUUAAUUCUGUAUGUACAAGAGCUAUCAUUACAUAAUAAAGAGAACAAUGUACUCUGCAUAUGAA